Klebsormidium nitens is the source of this 4382-nucleotide messenger RNA. The record is from the annotation of a GenBank genome assembly. Lineage: Eukaryota; Viridiplantae; Streptophyta; Klebsormidiophyceae; Klebsormidiales; Klebsormidiaceae.
ACUGGCAAUCCUGUUGAGCUUCAUCAAGUUUGGCAGCAAUGAACACGAGACUCGAGAGGAUCAGCAGCAGGAUCAGCGCGGCGUUCUUGUCAGACCUCUUCUGGCUUUGCAAGCACAUUUCCUAUUCGAGCUUUGCAGGCUAUUCGAAGCUCAUUUCCUGCAGAAAGACGUGAUAUAGGGGCACCUCGCACUGCAUCUCUUAUUACCGACACUGCCCGCUUGUCGCCUAACAAUAUUUCUGCGUGCGCACGCCUUUCAAUACUUUGCAACAGUCCGAUAACUUUUUGCGCUGUAUUUGAAUACUCAGCCUCAGGUUGAUCGAGUCGAGCCAUCACAGUCGAUGCCGGUUUGAUGCCGCCUGCCGUGCAGAUGUCCGAAUGCACGAAGGGGCUGCAACGCUGCUAGAGGCACUCUGGCCUACAGUGCUCAUCGGCCUCGCUGGUCUCCUCCUCGUGUAUCUAUUCCAUGUGGGGCCGCUAGGGUCGCUAGUCCCAGGAGCUGCCAGGUGGCGGGGAGGAUCGAAGCAGACUGAGAAGCUGGCCAGGAUGAGCGAGCCAGCAACUAGGUGUGAGGUCUGCCUGCAGGAGACGACAAUGCAGUGCUCGCGCUGCAAGGUGGUCAAGUACUGCUCGCCGGAGUGUCAGCGCAAGCACUGGAACAGAGGCCACAAAGUCGAGUGUCAACCGAAAGGUGGGGGGGGAGCACCAAGCGCCAACGGGCAUGCCAAGAAGAGCGGUCCAAAGCAGCCGGCAAAGCCGCUACCAGAGUCUUCCAACGUGCUUGCUAAGCGGAUGCUGUUUCCAUAUACGGACUUUGUCGAAUUCUUCAACUGGCGGGAGCUGGUUGGGGAACCGUGCGGUCUAGUGAACGUGGGAAACAGCUGCUAUGCCAACGCCGUGCUGCAGUGCCUGACGUUCACGUGGCCGCUUGCGAGAUACCUUCUCGAACGGGAGCACAGCGCAGAAUGCGAAAAGGGCAGUAACGAGUUCUGCUUCCUGUGCGAGCUUGAGUCGCACGUCAAUCGGGCUAUUCGCGGCUCGGUCCCGAUCAUGCCGCAGCGCAUCCUCGCGCGGGUGCGCAACGUCGGGGCCUCGCUGGGCUAUGGGCGGCAGGAGGACGCGCAUGAGUUUAUGCGCUUCGCAGUCGACUCGAUGCAGGCCACCUUUUUGGAGGAGGCGGGCGGGGAGAAGAACAUUGACCACGCAACGCAGGAGACGACUCUUAUCCACCACAUCUUUGGCGGAAAGCUGCAGUCGCAGGUCAAGUGCAUGGCCUGCCUUUCGGAGUCCAACACGUACGAAAGCGUGCUCGAUCUGACGGUCGAGAUCACGGGAAGUGUGAACUCGCUCGAGGGGGCUCUUCACACCUUCACCAGCCCAGAGUGGCUGGACGGAGACAACAAGUACAAAUGUGACAAGUGCAACGACUAUGUGAAGGGCUGCAAGCGGCUCAGCAUCCACGAGGGGCCUAAUAUGCUCUCCAUCGUGCUAAAGCGGUUCCAGGGGGGCCACUUCGGCAAGGUGAACAAGGCCAUCGCGUAUCCCGAGACGCUGAAUCUGACUCCGUUCAUGAGCGGCAAGGGAGACAAGCCCGGGCCAUAUCACCUGUACGGCGUGGUCGUGCAUCUGGACAUGCUCAACUCGACCUUUUUCGGACACUACCUGUGCUUCGUCAAGGACGCGUCCGGACGCUGGUACGAGGCGGACGAUAGCGACGUCAAGGCGACCACAAUCGACACCGUGCUGGCGCAGAAGGCGUACAUGCUCUUUUACGCUCGGUCCGAGCCUCAUCCCGCUCCCCUCAUCCAAUCUCCCCCGAAAACCGUCCCCCCGUCCAGAAACGGCACCGCUCCGUCUAAACUCCCGUCCAAAAUUGCGUCUGCCAGCCGCUCCGCCAGCCCGAGUUCCGUGCUGACGUCCGAAGGGAUCCCCCUCCAGUCGAACGGCGACGUCACAUCGUCGUCCGACUCAAUCGGUAGUGUCAACGGUGCAGCCGCAGACAGCGCCAACGGGCCCCGUGCCAACGGUACGGAAAAUGGGGAGGAGAUGACGUCAGCGGAAGCGAGCUCAGAAGCAAACGGGUCGGUAGAGGAGCUGGAGGCCAUUUACACCAAAGGAGUCGUGGCGCGGAUGUUGCAGGAGGCCGACAAGGAGAACGCAUUCACACCACCUGAAAACGCAUUCACACCGCCUGAGACCGUCUCCACAGCGCCCGGGGAAACAUCAACAACGCCGCCCGCAGUUGGGACCGUUGGGGAGACCGCGAAACCCAGCAGUGUCGAGGACGAGGAAGGGGCGCGGUUUGCGGACUCGGUUCUGUUGGCGGAACCAUACCCUGCCGCAGCAGUGUCCGAGGGUCUGCAAGGGUUGGAAACCGCCGCCAGCCGGGGGGAUCAGUCGCCGGAGGUUGGCCGGAAUGGGGAUCCGGCGACGCUCGGCCGGAAUGGAAUCCCGGAAGUGCCCGGGCGGCAGGCGAACGAGGGGCGGAGCGGCGCCGAUGAAAGCGUAACAAAGGGUGACGGGAGCGGAACGUCUACAGAGCGGAUUCCAUCCUCCCAGCCGACCCCCAAAACGAGCGCAGGCGCACAUCCGGGCACUUCGGCAGGCGCCUGGAAUGCGCUGCCUAACGCGGAUGGCACCCCUCCACGGGCUAGGUCAAACGAACGGAAGAGUCCGGGCACGGAAAGCCGGAAACGGACCGCUGCAGAUGUGCGGCGAGAGAAUCGGACGGCUCAGAGCGAACGCAAAGCGGCGGCAGCGCCGGCGGCGGUUCGCACAGCGCAGAACGGCGGGGCAGGUGUGAAACGGCACCCGAUGAAGAGCACUCCCGCCCCGGCGCUCGUCUCGCAGCCGGGCGCCUCGCAGGUAGCUCCCGUACAGGUGACGUCAGCAUUGGAGGAGCAAGGCGGGGAGAAACUUGAGACCGAAGCGGAGGAGCAGGUCAAAGUUGGCGAAAGCGGAAGAGUCCGAGGAGGGGCGUCUGAUGGUUCGGGGCUUGCGAGCGGUUCUCGAGAGAAGAUUGCACUCGACUUCGGGGGAAAAUCACAUUCUCCAGAGGACUUGUCAUUGGGGGGUGCGAAUGCGGGCGUGCCAGAGACGGCGGCUCGAGGAAAGAAACGGUCCACUCACCACGCAUCUGACAGCGCGGCCCCGGGAAGUUUCGGUGGCGGGCUUUCGGAGGCCAGUGGCGUAUUCACACAAAACGGGGGCGUGUUUGCGAAGGGCGGGGGCGCAUUCACACAAGACGGAAGCAGUUUCGCACAGGCCGGGGGCGCAUUCACACGAGAGAGCCAGCUGGAGGAGCUGUCUCGGCUGCUGAGCAACCGGCCCCUGGAGACGGCGCUCGACAACGACGUCUGGGAAUCCGUUUUGGGGACGGGUUUGCCUAACCCGGGCGGUUCGCCUAACCCUCUGCCAGAUGAGUCGUUCCUGGAGGACGAGGACUUGGAGGCCCCAUCUCAGCCGGAACCGCUCUUCCUUCCUACCGAAAAGACGGGUCCGUUUGGCGGCUUUUCAACGGACGGGGCCUCAAAAGGUGGGCCCGGUGUGAAUACGGACGCGGCAGCUGGUAAAAGCGAGAGCGCAGGUCCAUUUGGGCUGGGUUCGGUCCCGUUCACACCGAUCUUUACGAGCCAACCGAGUGGGAAGGAGGGGGGUCGGGUUAAGCACGGGGGCAGCAACAGCGGGUUAGCGCGGGGUUUCUUCGGGCCGGCAAAAGCGAAGCGGAAGUCGGACAAGCGGUCCGUACGGAUGCCAGAAGUCGUGCCGAACAUCGCGCCGCUGCAGGAAGAAACGGCGUCGGUCAGCGCAGGGUUUGGGGAGGAGUUUGGCGAGGACACGCCCGAGUUUGGGGGCGGGUUUAGCGAAACCUCGGAGCAGUUUUUGGAAGUGCCUGUGGAUGAGCUCGUGCUGACGACGGACACAAGUACGGACGAGAAGAAGAGUGGCGGAAACAAUGUGAAGCCGAAAGGGAUUGCGGACUUGAUCGAAAAUGAGGACCUUCUGCGGGAGGUUGGGAAGAGUGCGGAUCAGCGGCUGAGGAGCGUGGUCAAGGGGAAGGUGGAGUCAAAGGCGAAGCAGGGCAGGAAUGACGUGUGCAAUUGUGGGUCAGGCAAGAAGUGGAAGAAGUGUCACGGGAAAGGGCUGGCUGCAUAGAAGCUGGAUCGUCUUAUCGCAUAUGGGUGCUUUUCCCUUGCAUCGCGUCAAAAGAGACGACUGCGGACGUAUUGAGCAAUUUACCAACACUCUUGCUGUAGUGCCAUGUAAGAAGCAAACGGCUGGGCAGGAUCGGAACGUUCAUUGCUUGCAGUUGAGCCCCCAAACGAUCAAGUCCGCGGCACUCAGUUAUACAUGCAUUGCCAUAAAGGGCAGAUGGCCGAAGAG